UUUUCUUUCCAGGUCAUCCUGUUCAGUGUCAGGCUAAGAGUGAGGAGAAUUAGAUUAGGUAGGUGACUAGUUAACAUGCAUCCACAAUGUUCAACUGUAAAUUCGUUGGCUGUGAGCAUGUGUCUGAGAAUGUGUGUAACUAUGUUCAGCACACAAAACUGCAUAGCAAUGCCCCCAAUUAUCACUACCAGUGUGGGGUGCCUGACUGCUCAUGGAGGUGUGUCAGGUGGGGCCCAGCAGAUUGGCCAGAGGGGGAGACCGAGGCAACGUUGGAGAAUAUGAAGAGGGAUCUGCUGAACAUCUACUCAGGCAUGCCAUCUUCUCUCUUUUUGGAGGAAGGAAUGAAUGGGGCAGGGAGAGCAGAACCAAUGAUGGAAAAGACAUACGUCAUCCUGCGGAAAUACCUUAACAAAGUGCCUGCUGCAGCGAUGUCUGAGAUCAAACAGGAAUGGCCAUUUCUCUUCUCUCAGAAAUGCCUAUUCUCACACUUUGGCCUCCUGACGGACGUCGCUGUCCUUCAGAAGCUACAGGAGGCAAUUAGUCGACGAGGACAGACCAUCCUGGAUUACUGUGCAACACUGGACAACCCCAAGAUCCGUGAUGUUCUGGCCUGCUAUGAUCCAGAUUCUGACAAGGCUGCCUGCAUCCUGCUGCUCCUAAUGUUGUACUUCAAAGAGCCGAAAGAGAGUUUGAUGCUUGAAGUUGAUCCAUGUGCCACUGCUGUGUACGUCAAUACUGCAGAACUCCCCAGCACCCCCUGCUUGAUCAUUCAAGGUGACAUGAUGAAGCCCUCUGGAUGGCUUAUAUCCAUCGAGGGACAUGUCGUGAUGGGCCCACACCCUUUCUUUUUACACGGAGUAGCUGCUUUCUUCAGCAGCUAUUACGUCUUCAACCUUGAGUAUCCUGCCUCUGGAUCGUCGACGCUGGAGUUCAUUCAAAGGUGCUUCCUGGGCAGCAAUCCUGAAAGAGGCUCAAAGACCAAGAAGCGGACAACAAUGAACCCUCAUGUGAGCACCCUUUUGAGGAAACUUAUUGACUUUGAGUGGGCAUCAUAGUUUUUGUUUUUUGCAGCGGUAGUUGUCAGGCUCAGUUUUGAGUAGCCUUGUUCUUUUUGUAAUUUUUCAAGACAACUUUGCACUACAAGAUUUUUUACACAAUGCUGUUGCAUGUGGACUCAUUAUAAUGUUUGAGACUGAGAGGGGCGCCUCACCCCUUUAAGACAUUCCUUCAUCGCUCUCUCCCUUGCUCUCUUAUAUUGCCAUGAAGGCCUCAUUCCCAUCCUGUCCAUUACUGUUAUUGUGACACAGCUAGUUGAAUAGUUGAAUUGUGAAACAGGUAGUUGAAUUGCAAGUUUGCACAAUUUCUCUGCAUUUUCUGCAUUUUAA
This is a messenger RNA of Micropterus dolomieu (smallmouth bass), 1385 nucleotides long. RefSeq lists its product as uncharacterized. The record is from RefSeq and is a predicted model, not a curated record. NCBI's taxonomy places the organism in Eukaryota, Metazoa, Chordata, Actinopteri, Centrarchiformes, Centrarchidae. The transcript has 6 exons. Bases 87 to 1055 code for a protein of 322 amino acids.